Molecule: messenger RNA, 1495 nt
Organism: Amphiprion ocellaris (clown anemonefish)
Lineage: Eukaryota; Metazoa; Chordata; Actinopteri; Pomacentridae
Product: G-protein coupled receptor 4-like
Exons: 3
Coding region: 1-723 (240 amino acids)
Biological process (GO): positive regulation of Rho protein signal transduction; phospholipase C-activating G protein-coupled receptor signaling pathway
Cellular component (GO): membrane
Molecular function (GO): G protein-coupled receptor activity
Source: RefSeq, a predicted model, not a curated record
AUGUUCUGUGCCUUUAAGACAGAGUGCACGCUGACUGGCAGCUGUGGCGUGGGUUACGGCCAGAACAGUAGCCCGUUCUGUAACUGUGUUUUAGAGAAUAAACGUGAAGGCUCAGCUAUUGGAAGUGUGAUUAUUUCACACCAGCAGAAUAUUACAAUACCUUCAUUGACCCCAGGCCGUCAGCCUCAGGUGUGUAUCUCUCUGGACCGCUACAUCGCCGUGGUCCAUCCAGUGCUAUUCGCUGGUAUCCGUGACAACAAGUUCCGCAUUGGCGUUUCUGUGGUGGUCUGGGGCCUCAUCCUGGCUUACGGCCUAACAAAAUGCACCCUGGGAGCCAUGAGUGUCAACGAGGUCUUCAGCGGAGUCAUCCUGUUUGCAUUCGCGGUCAUGGUCUUCUGCAACAUCUCCGUCAUCUGGGUUCUCCGCCGCUCUGUGGUGGGAAAAGAGGAGAUGCACCCUGUGAAGAAGAAAGCCUUCAAGAUGGUGCUGAUCAUCUUGGCCAUCAUCGUGGCCAACUACCUGCCUCCUGUGGCGCUCAUGCCUUUCGCGUCCUACUACUCGUUCUUGGUCUUCCGCUGUCAGAUCAGCAUCAGCGUGUUCUCCAUCAUGGAUCUGAGCUGCAGCGUCGAGCCGCUCCUCUACAUCACAAAGAUGGAGCGUGUGGACGGCAGGUGCUGCAGCUUGAGUUUGAUGUCAAGGUGUAAUCAGUCUUCCUGUCAUUAACCGACCCGAACUUGGAAGAUUCUUUCAAAAAUGUUAGUGGACAAAGACCCUGCAUGUACCAGUUUUUGUUUUGUUUUUUAAUAUUCCCGUUGUUACCCAAUGUAUAACUCCAUAAGUCUGCUGAACUGUGGCCAGGACAUGUUUGGCCAAAAAUUUUGUUAAAAACUCACCUAUUUUUUCUAUUAAAAAAAUACAUAUGAUGGGACAAAAAGAUAAAAAUUCUCUGAAGCAUUCACCCUCUAAGCCAGCAGCUACAUCAAGUAAAUACUGUGAGACAGAUAAAGCAUCAGCUAAAGCUAAAACAAAAUGAAGACUUUUCUAUUAUCAGUGAUAGAAAAUUCUUAUUUUAGUCCACAUACAACAUAACUAAAUGCUUAGCAGAGUAGCAAUAAUUACCAUUAUACACUAUAAGGGAAUUCAUGCAGGUUCAGUUUGGUUAUUCAAGGUCUUUUUAAGCCAGAUAUCUAAAUCAAUGUCCUUCAAUUACUAAUUACCAUGAAUACACAUUUUGUUGGUGGAUAUUGCCGUUUUCAGCAGACAAAAUUAUUACUCAAUAACUGAUUUUAACAUUUAUCCCAAACAUGUAAUUAUGAUAACAGUCUUUCUUUUACAUAGUUUGUUGUCUAGUGUCAAACUUUAAACUCUUAGGGGAAAUAUGGGCUGCCCUUUUCAGAAGAAAACCAAGUUUGUGUGUGUUUUUUAAUAUGCUAAGAGACACAUCAAUAAGACACGCCAUGGUUGACAAUUUCCAUCUUAAAACUGCAGUGUACAG